Ilex paraguariensis (yerba mate) is the source of this 555-nucleotide messenger RNA. NCBI's taxonomy places the organism in Eukaryota, Viridiplantae, Streptophyta, Magnoliopsida, Aquifoliales, Aquifoliaceae. The record is from the annotation of a GenBank genome assembly.
AUGACGGAUCUGGAAGAAAAGGGCAUAAACGAUGAUGAAACGAUAAUAGCAGCCAGCCAGAAAGAGAACAAGCCCAGUAUAGAAAAAGAACCAUUGGUGCCCCCAAAACCAGCAUAUCCACCAUCCCCAAAGCUAGAAAGUACUGGUGUGAGCCCGCCCAUCGAUCCCACCACCCAACAAAAACGCCAGAGUUCCACUUCCACCACCGCAGCUACUACGGCAGCACCACCACCACCGCGGAUAGAAGCAGUAAACUGCGCAGGGUUGGAUGGAAUGCCAUGGCCAGGGCACACAAUUGACAGAAGGAAGGAAAGAAAAGAACAAGAAGAAUAUGAUGAAGAAUAUUUCAAGCACCACAAGCCGUCGCCUUUGUUUGAAGUGAAGAUGGUUGAUACAAGAAAGUCUAUAACAAGAGCUACUGACGGAACUGUGGAGGAUAGUUAUUAUGAUGUUGAAGGUGGUGGUGGUGGUGUGAUUGUGUGGAGGCCGGAGCAGCUUGAUACGGCCGAGGAGGCAUUAUACAGAGCUCAGAGAUUUGGAGACAGAACGCAAUGA